Messenger RNA from Ascoidea rubescens DSM 1968, 591 nucleotides. RefSeq names its product H(+)-transporting V0 sector ATPase subunit c'' (gene VMA16). Gene Ontology annotation, biological process: proton transmembrane transport. Gene Ontology annotation, cellular component: proton-transporting V-type ATPase, V0 domain. Lineage: Eukaryota; Fungi; Ascomycota; Saccharomycetes; Ascoideales; Ascoideaceae. The coding region runs from base 1 to 591 and encodes 196 amino acids. The transcript has a single exon. The record is from RefSeq and is a predicted model, not a curated record. Gene Ontology annotation, molecular function: proton-transporting ATPase activity, rotational mechanism.
AUGGGAUUGACUGGAUAUGCCUCACUCUUGGGUCUACUCACUAUUGGUGGAUAUAUGUUAUUUACUGGUUCUGGUGAACAGUUUAAUUUUGGAAAGUUUUUAGAAUCAGUUUCACCAUAUAUGUGGGCCAACUUGGGUAUAACAGCAUGUAUAGGGUUCUCUGUGAUCGGUGCAGCUUGGGGUAUAUUUAUAACAGGAUCAACCAUAAUUGGUGCUGGUGUAAAAUGCCCCAGAAUUACAACAAAAAAUUUAAUAUCCAUUAUCUUUUGUGAGGUUGUUGCCAUAUACGGUUUAAUCAUGGCAAUUGUUUACACUUCUAAAUUAACAAGCGUUAGUGAAUCGGAAAUUUACACAAAGGAAAAUUUGUAUACUGGAUUUGCCUUAUUUUGGGGAGGAAUCACAGUUGGGUUAAGUAAUCUUUUAUGCGGUAUCUGUGUUGGAAUCACUGGUUCAAAUGCUGCAAUUGCAGAUGCUUCCGACAGUGCAUUAUUCGUCAAAAUUUUAGUUAUUGAAAUUUUCGGCAGUGUUCUUGGAUUGUUUGGUUUAAUUGUUGGUUUAUUAAUGGGUGGUAAAGCUCAAGAGUUUUCCUAG